Molecule: messenger RNA, 1128 nt
Organism: Anisakis simplex (herring worm)
Lineage: Eukaryota; Metazoa; Nematoda; Chromadorea; Rhabditida; Anisakidae
Source: the annotation of a GenBank genome assembly
AUGGCAACGAUGAGAAGUGCGAACGUCUUGAUAUAUGCGUCGAGUGUAAGUGGUGUUAUUAUGAUCGUGUCUAUCGCAUUCAUUACAGUAUUGAUUCGACAGACAAAUUUAUUUUACGAUGAAUUUAUGAACGAUAUGAAUGAAUUUCAAUUUGCUGCCAACAACGCUUGGAAUGAUAUGCAUUCAAUGCAACCAUCCUUGCACUCGGCUCAUCCCAAACGACCCAAACGACAAUCCCAAUGUGCGUGCAGUGCGCAGCCAAACAAAUGCCCACCUGGUCCACAUGGACCCACAGGAGAUCCUGGACCGAAUGGUGAAGAUGGAUUACCAGGUUUACCCGGAAAAUCGGGUUCAAAUGCUGCUUCAUUCGCUCCUACAGAAUUAGCGAUGGAUGGAUGUAUUCCAUGCCCAGCUGGUCCACCAGGGCUGCCAGGAGAAGACGGUGAACCCGGCCGAAGAGGACCUGAUGGUGUAAGAGGACCAGCAGGCUUAGCGGGACGGGAUGGACUGCAUGGUGUUUCUGGAGCUAAAGGUGACCGUGGAGCGCCAGGGCCACCUGGAAAAGCUGGUCCAGCCGGUCCAGCCGGUAAAAAUGGCAUAAAAAGGAAGAGUGUUCGCGGUCCCAGAGGACCACGAGGCGAGCCAGGACCCCAAGGUAAUCCUGGUCAAAACGGUCGAGAAGGUGAGUCUGGUGAGAUGGGACCAGAAGGACGACAGGGUUCAGCAGGAGCAUCUGGACGAAUGGGUCGAAAUGGUAUUCCCGGGAGAGCUGGUGAGCCGGGUAUUCACGGUACUGAUGCUUUCUAUUGUCCAUGUCCAAAAAGAAGUGAACUUGUUGAUGCAAUUACGAGCAAUCUUGAAAUGAUAGGAAACUUGAAGCUUAAUGAAGAGAGUGGGAAGGAAGAAACUAAGGUGAUGGAUGAAGGAAAUGAAACACAUCGAGAAGACGACGAGGACGAAGAUGUAGAUGACGGAUAUGGAAGGGAGUUGAGAUGUGAGGUGGUUGAUGACUGGAACGAGAAUGACAUCGACUUAUUGCUCAACGGUGAGAACUCAACCAGACCUGACGACAGAGACUUGACGAACGAAGUGAAAAGAAACACUCGUUGCCCAGAUACCAGGAAAUGA